Ipomoea triloba (trilobed morning glory) is the source of this 1317-nucleotide messenger RNA. RefSeq lists its product as uncharacterized. The transcript has a single exon. Bases 1 to 1317 code for a protein of 438 amino acids. The record is from RefSeq and is a predicted model, not a curated record. Lineage: Eukaryota; Viridiplantae; Streptophyta; Magnoliopsida; Solanales; Convolvulaceae.
AUGGAAUUUGUAGUGGUCAAAUUGACCUCCACUCAUAAUAUCAUCUUGGGUCGUCCGGGCUUGGAAGACCUAGGAGCAGUCGUGUCACUCGAACACCUCUGCUUGAAGUUCAGAACGCCUGAAGGAGUUGGAGUUGCAAGAUGCGAUCAGCGGAUAGCUCGGUCUUGCUAUCUUAAAGCCUGUCGUUCGAUUGGGGAAAAAGACAUGCGAAUCCAUACCAUCGCAGAAAAACCCAAGCAGAAGGAAUCAGUUGAACGGCCGGAGCCUGCCGUUGAGUUAGAAGAAGUCGUAUUGGAGAUUGCCCACCCAGACAGGACAGUGAGGUUAGGCCUCGGGCUAACCAAGGAGGUUAGAGAAUCCAUUUUGCAAGUAUUAAGGGAGUACAAGAUGAUAUUCGCGUGGGGGCCGGAAGACAUGCCCGGGAUUGACCGAUCAGUGAUUACACACCGAUUAGCCGUCAGCCCAGCAGCCCGACCUGUGGUUCAGAGGAAAAGGUUUCUAGCCACAGAAAGACGUGAAUUUGUGAAGAAAGAAGUAGCAACCCUACUCAAGAUCGGCCAUAUCCGGGAGGUUAAAUAUCCAACAUGGUUAGCCAAUGUGGUAUUGGUUCCGAAGCCUCCAACAUGGAGAAUGUGCGUGGACUACACCGACUUAAACAAGGCGUGUCCCAAGGACCCCUUUCCCCUUCCGAGGAUAGAUUUGUUGGUUGACCAGACCACCGGAUGUGCCCUACUCAGUUUUAUGGACGCUUUUCGUGGCUAUCACCAAAUUUUAAUGGAGAAGGAGGACGAGGAGAAAACCGCCUUCAUUACCCCAGACGGAGUUUACUGUUAUAAGGUGAUGCCGUUCGGUCUCAAGAACGGAGUUUACUGUUAUAAGGUGAUGCCGUUCGGUCUCAAGAACUCUGGUGCGACUUAUAAGGUGAUGCCGUUCGGUCUCAAGAACUCUGGUGCGACCUUCACUCUGAUGCCGUUCGGUCUCAAGAACUCUGGUGCGACCUUCACUCGAAUGAUAGCUCGAAUAUUUGGGGAACAACUCGGCAAGGGAAUGGAAGCUUACGUUGAUGAUUUGCUGGUCAAAAGUAAGGAAGCAGCCGAGCAUUCCGAUGAUUUGCUGGUCAAAAGUAAGGAAGCAGCCGAGCAUUCCUAUGAUUUGCUGGUCAAAAGUAAGGAAGCAGCCGAGCAUUCCUCAGAGUUGAAAGCCAAAAGUAAGGAAGCAGCCGAGCAUUCCUCAGAGUUGAAAGCCAGUUUUGAGCUAAUGAAGAAAUAUAAUAUGCGGCUGAAUCCAAAGAAGUGUGCCUUCGCUGUGAAAGGAUGA